UUGAUUUUAAAAUCAAGCAAUAAACUGGAGUUAAAUAUAUAAACAGUGGCAAGAAAGCAGCAAAAUCAUCAGUUAUUAAAUUGGUUCAAACUAGUUAACAACAUGGUUUCGCUUUCUAACUUCCUAAUUGCUACUGCACUCUUUACUGCUGUUUUGGGUCAAAGCUAUCCCGCCAAUUUAAAAGCAAGCAAUGGCACCGAUGACUACUUCAAAAUCGCCCAAGCCGAACUUCUUGUCAAGAUUAAAAUUUCUGAAUUGGAAAACGAUGCUCUUGAUGCCCGAUUCUUAGAUCGAUUGGCUGUCAUCGAACAACAGCAACUUCAAGUUUUGAACGAAACUCAACAAGUAAAUCAGACAUUAAUUCCAUUGCAAGCAUUGAAUUUUGCGCGGAAAAUUUGCAUUCAAACAUAUGAUUCGCAGUUCAUAACUUACGAAAGUGGAAAGGAGCAAUUCGGGGCGUGCUUGAAAAGAGCCGAGAAUGCCGGUUACAGUUUGACAGCUAGUGCCAGAUCACAAACGAAGGCAGCUAGAAGCUUUGCCACAUUCACACUCCCCUACAACCUCAAAAACUACUGCACCGGAAAAAGCUACAAUUAUAAUCAAACAAAAAUUGAAGACUGCUAUAUCAGAUAUGUUUCAGUAGCUACACAAACGGUUCAAGAUAACUUACAAAGAGCUGAAGUUUUUCGCCAGCAGAGUAUUUUCGAAAUGAACGCUAUUUCAAUGACAGCUGUGCAGUGCUCCUAUAAGAUCGAAAAGGUUGUUCUGCAAACGUCGACAGCAACUUUAAAGAAAAUUGAUGAUUGCGUCGAUAGCUUACAAAAGAAGACAUCAAUUGCUGUAGAUACAAAAGCCUUGAAAGAAAAAAACAAUUUUAAUUUAAAUACGAUCUUUGCUUCUAAAAAAAGGAACAACCUGAACUAAAAUAGUCAAGUUAUUUUUCUUAUGACAUAAACGAAAAGAAAUUGUUAUUUAUUUAUAAAGGCUUUAGAACUUGUUUUUUUAAUGAUAUAAUAAAAAGUAUAAAAUUUAAUAACU
Molecule: messenger RNA, 1038 nt
Organism: Eupeodes corollae
Lineage: Eukaryota; Metazoa; Arthropoda; Insecta; Diptera; Syrphidae
Exons: 3
Coding region: 103-924 (273 amino acids)
Source: RefSeq, a predicted model, not a curated record